AAACUGCCGUCAGUCGACAAUUUACCAGACCGUAUUUUUAUCACAGUACAUUGUUUUUUAAUACACGCAAUAAAACAAUUACAGAUCAGCUUGGUUGACCAUGGCGACCACUCCUCCGCCCGGCUUGUUGCGAGAUCCGCAUGCCCCCAGGCACGGUGCUGGCUAUGACUCUUACGAACCAUAUCCGACACGGCACUCUAUGAGGCUCGAAAGACAGAGAGCGAGGGAAAGGCAUACAACUCCCCCACCUCCAUCUCCCAAGAAAGACGUUCGUCAGAACAACAUAGGCGCCUUGUCUCCUCCAAGAACUCGGUCCCCACGAAAAUUCCUUCGAGGAAAAACGCCUUCUGCCAGCGAGAAUACUGGUUUUGAUCUGUCUGAUCUCUCUGACAGUGCACCAACGUCGUCUUUCAAAAACCUACGUGCAGCCAUGCCUCUGCCGCCAGGCUCAACCGUCCUUCCAACUCCUGCAAAGACUCCCUCCACCAACAAAAAAUCGUAUCAUGAAUUAGGCACUGUUGCGAGAUCUCUCUUCCCUACUGCAUCUUCAUCUUCAGCUCGUGUAAAGAAGGCCAAAAAGGCUUCUGGAUUUUCUCUCGAUAGCUUUGAAGAGUGUGACGGUAAUAACAGUUCAAUCGAGAUAUUUACCGACUCUCGCGAUCGCAUUCCGCAAGUCAACGAUAAAACCGACAAUCCUUUUGCAAAGAAGUCUGAGACAAUCAUGCCUUCUGCAGAGCCAACAGCCCCUAAACGCCGUAAACUGACAUCUCGUUCGACCCCUGAGAUCGACCCAAAGGAAGCAGUGAAGCGUGGUGAUGGAAUGUUGUACACGUUUCGUGGAAAGAAGGUUUUCCGCAAGUUUGACGAGAAGGACGAAGAAAAGGAGGAAAGUGACGAUGAUGGCGAUCUUGGCCUUUUUGCCAAUCGACCAGACUUGCUCGAUGCCAAUAUCAUGCUUCAUACCCCUCGUCUCACUCGCUCAUCCAUAAAAGGCCGCGUCCUAUUUCCCACAAACGAAACCCAAUCAACUGAGCGGCAUCUUUCCCCAGCUCCCGACGAUGAUGAAGAGGCGGCUACGGAUAUUGAUGAACAUGUCGACGUCGUCGAAGACGACAGUCUUAUCGAAUCUGCCGAAGAUCCCGCAGAAAACACAUCAAAACGUUCUCUUCGCACUCGGGCGUCUGGUCAGUCUAGCGAGGAGAAGCCAACUCCAACAUUUGCUGUUGUCGCCGAGACCAAGAAGGGCAAACGUGGAAGUCCAUUUGACAUCUGGAUGAGGAAGAAACAGUCUCCUGUUGAAGCUUCUGUGCCCAAAAAGCGUGAGGCUGAAAGCUCCCCCCUCAAUGCUGUACCUGCCACAAAAAAGACCCGUAGCAAUCAAUGACCAGCAAAUGAAAAUAUUUUUCCAAAUUGGGUCAUUCAAGGUGUUACUAUCAGUCAAGGCGCGUCGGUAAUGGACUUUGUUAAGUCGGUCUUUUUAGCUGAAGUUUUACAACUGAACGAUUUUCUUAGUUGGAUACAGGCGGAGUUUGGG
This is a messenger RNA of Talaromyces proteolyticus, 1534 nucleotides long. RefSeq lists its product as uncharacterized. The transcript has 2 exons. NCBI's taxonomy places the organism in Eukaryota, Fungi, Ascomycota, Eurotiomycetes, Eurotiales, Trichocomaceae. The record is from RefSeq and is a predicted model, not a curated record. Bases 101 to 1384 code for a protein of 427 amino acids.